AUGGAAUUUUUUUCAACCAAUAUUGAAACAUGUGAAUGGAUAUCACAAGGUUUACCAGCUGAUGAAUUUUCAAUAGAAAAUGGUAUUCAAACUUUACAAACAAAUCGUUUUCGUUUUUAUGUUGAUGAAUAUAUUGAUCCAAUAAUCCUAGAUAUUUUUUCGAAAAAUAGUCAAGGUGAUUUAACUCAUCAAUAUGUUAAAUUAGGCGAUAAAUAUAUUGAUAUUGAUAAAAAUUUUCGCAUGUAUUUAACAUGUUGUUUAUCAAAUCCAAUAUUAUCUACUUUACAUUUUUCUUGUUCAAAAGUAAUUAAUUAUACAGUAACAUUAAAAGGUCUUGAAGACCAAUUAUUAUUUUCACUUGUUUAUGUAUGUUUUUUGGUGACCAGAGUUAUCAGUUUUUCAGUAUUAUAA
This is a messenger RNA of Rotaria sp. Silwood2, 411 nucleotides long. NCBI's taxonomy places the organism in Eukaryota, Metazoa, Rotifera, Eurotatoria, Philodinida, Philodinidae. The record is from the annotation of a GenBank genome assembly.